Messenger RNA from Tuber aestivum (summer truffle), 3298 nucleotides. Lineage: Eukaryota; Fungi; Ascomycota; Pezizomycetes; Pezizales; Tuberaceae. The record is from the annotation of a GenBank genome assembly.
AACGACAGAGCACUGGCUUUUUGAUGGCCGCUGAGGAGGGAGGAUGUGAGGCAAGGGGUAGUCUAGUGGUAAUAGUAUUCUCACGAGUACUGAUUACCGGUUCUUUGGAAAUGGGUAUGAGGUAAAAAUGAAGCACUUCUUCGUCACCUUCUCUUCUUCGUUUCCUUCCGGUGCCGAUGAUGUCUACAACCAUGGCGCCAAACGCUCCACCGAGACCGCGGCUCCCACCCUCUGGGUCCCUCCGUCCAUCGCUCCCACAGCAGUCCCGCGUCAGCCGCCUCGACAUCUUGCACGAGGAAUUCAACACUCAUGCCUUUGUCCACCCCGGCGACGGGCGCGUGCACAUCGCUCUGAACAAGUUAAAGGAUGGGCCAUUAUCUGCGCUACUUUCUAAGCUGAGUAGCAACAAAGAUGGUGACAAUGAUGAUGAUGAUGGUGGUGGUGGUGGCAGUGGGCGGGGCACGGUGAAAGAAAAGAAAAAGGUAGCGUUGGAUGAGAUCACCCCGCCGAGAUUGAAUAUCGUUAUUAUGGUGAUUGGAAGUCGUGGGGAUGUGCAGCCAUUUGUGGCCGUUGCAAAGGUACUUAAGGGGAAGUAUGGACAUAGAGUGAGGCUUGCGACGCACCCCGCCUUUCGAGAAUUCGUUGUCGCAGAGGGUGUGGACUUCUUUAGUGUUGGCGGGGAUCCGGCAGAGCUGAUGGCUUUUAUGGUUAAGAAUCCUGUGAGUGCUCGCAUAUCAUAUCAUAUCCUGGGGGGGAGGGAGAGGGCUGACGGCGUGGGUAGGGUCUGGUUCCGAGCAUCGAGACGAUUAGAGCUGGGGAUGUGGUGCGUCGGAGAGAGCAGAUGUUCGAGAUGUUUCAGGGCUUUUGGAGGGCUUGUAUUGAGCCGAACCAUGGGAGUAAGAGGAAGAGCGGGUCUCGGGGAGGGAGUGUGGAUGAGGAAUCGUAUAGAGGGAGGAAAGGGGCGGAAGCCGCACCAUCUGCUACCGAAGAGAUUAUUAGUGGUGGUAGUGAUGGUGAUGAUGAGGAGGGAGAUUAUCCAUUCAUUGCGGACGCGAUAAUUGCAAACCCCCCGUCCUUCGCACACGUGCACUGUGCGGAAAAGUUGGGGAUUCCAUUGCACUUGAUGUUUACGUUUCCAUAUUCACCAACGCAGACUAUGCCGCAUCCGCUAGCCAUGAUUCAGAGCAGUAAUCUUGGAAGGGACUAUACGAAUGCGAUUUCCUACCCCAUGAUCGACAUGAUGACCUGGCAGGGACUGGGGGAUUUGGUGAAUAAGUUCCGACAAAAGACUCUGGGGUUGGAGCCCGUUGCGACGUUAUGGGCUCCUGGGAUGAUUAGUCGGCUGAAGGUUCCGUUCACAUAUAUGUGGUGUGCAUUCUCCCUUCAAGCUUUCUCACUCCCGGGCAUACUAACCUCAUCCAGGUCGCCAGCGUUGAUUCCAAAGCCCUAUGACUGGGGCGACCAUAUCGACAUCACAGGCUUCGUAUUCCUAGACCUAGCCUCCUCCUUCAAACCUCCACGGGAACUCGCCAACUUUCUCGACGCAGGCCCACCGCCAGUCUACAUAGGGUUUGGCUCAAUAGUAGUCGACGAUCCGGAUGCGCUCACACAAACCAUCUUCGCUGCAAUAAAGUCUACAGGUGUGCGUGCUCUGGUCUCGAAGGGCUGGGGUGGGAUCGGCAGCGAAGAAUCGGCCAUUCCCGAGAACUUGUUUAUGCUGGAUAACACCCCGCACGACUGGCUAUUCUCGAAAGUCUCUGCGGUGGUGCACCAUGGCGGAGCAGGGACGACGGCUAUAGGUCUAUACCACGGCAGACCGACCAUGAUCGUGCCGUUCUUUGGCGACCAGGCCUUCUGGGGCUCUAUGGUUGCGAACGCCGGUGCGGGCGCGGAACCGGUCCCGCAUAAAGAGCUGACGGUAGAGAAGUUGGCAGACGGGAUAAAGAAGCUACUGAGUGAGGAAUGCCAGCUCGCGGCUAGCAAGAUAAGUAAGCGGAUUCGCGAGGACGACGGGGAUGGAGCCGAGAAUGCUGUAAGGAGCUUUUUCAAGGGUAUUGAGGCACUGAAGCAGGGGAAGCGGGGGCUCGGCGAGUCCGGUAAGGUUUGGGGUGAAAGCGGACCGGGUGGGCCCGGGGAAGGGAAGUGGGGGCGUGGAGGUCCGGGCGUUUGCUGCUCGUUUUUGGAAGAGAAGGUUGCGGUUUGGAGAAUCCGGAGGACAACGAUUAGGCUCAGCGCGCUCGCUGCCUGGUUGCUCGUGCAGAGUGGGAAGCUCACGUGGAGAGAUUUGAGACUGUGAGUUUUCGUACCAAUUCUCGUCGGCCCGACUAACCUAAUUGUUCACAGCAUCCGCCACACAGAAUGGAACGACUACGAUGGCCCCGGCGAGCCAUUCACUGGCGGGAUAACUGCACUGGCUAGUUCCAUCACCGGUGUGGCCAAAGGAAUCGUGACAGUCCCCUACAGCUGGUACAAGGGCGCCCGCCGCCUUGAUUCGGAAGGCCUAGACAUUGCCGGCGAUUUCCAUAACAGGAGUAAACCCAGAUCACAGUCCUGCACCACCGCGGAACCCACCCCGCCAAGUCCUGAACCCAAACCACACCAGCCCGCUGACUCCAACUCGUGGAGAACCAAGAGCACCUCCCGCUCCCGCUCCCGUUCAAACUCCCCAAAAGACCCCAUCCCUCUCGAAGUUGUCAAAACCACCUCCAAGGGUCUCUCCAAAGCUGCCCGAGCGGGCGCUCGAGCACCAAUGGAAGUUUCUCUAGCUGUAGCCCAAGGCUUCCACAACGCCCCACGCCUCUAUGGCGACGAAGUGCGUCACCCAUACCGCAUCACAGGCUUCCACUCGGGCCUUCGUGCCGCAGGCAAAGAAUUCGCGCUAGGUGUCUACGAUGGCGUCACGGGAAUUGUUUCGCAGCCGUACCGCGGCGCAAAGGAGGAAGGGGUCAAGGGGUUUGCGAAGGGCCUGGGAAGGGGUGUUGCAGGCGGCGUGUUGAAGACCAAUGCUGCAGCAGCUGGGGUUAUUGGGUUUACACUCAAGGGUUUGCACCGGGAGGUUAGGAAGAAGAGGGAUGAAGGGGUAGGGGAAGAGGUUAGGCAGGAGAGGAUUAGGCAGGGGGAGGCGGAGGUUAGGGAGUUGGAGCGGGAGGGGGAAGAGCAAGUGCGCGAGGUUGGGGAGAGGAUUAAGCACGAGUGGGAUCGUGUGGAGGAGAAGAGGAUCCGGGAGGUGGGAGAUGUUGGGGUUAGGGAUAGGGUUCGUGGGCGGUUGAGGAGGAGGAGGGAGGGGAGGAGGAGGUAA